CUCCCCGCGCGCGUCACUUCCGCCGCGGUGCCUUGUGGGUAGCCGGCCGGGGUCUCCUGGCGACGACCAUGGCGGGGGAUGUGGGCGUUCGCAGCUGCACGGACUCGGAGCUGCUGCUGCACCCUGAGCUGCUGUCCCAGGAGUUCCUCCUCCUCACCCUGGAGCAGAAGAACAUAACUGUCGAAAACGAUGCAAGAGUGAACAAAGACAACCUGACUGACCUUUACGUCCAGCACGCCAUACCAUUGCCUCAGAGGGACUUGCCAAAGAAUAGAUGGGGGAAGAUGAUGGAAAAGAAGAGAGAACAGCAUGAAGUCAAAGUUGAGGCCAAAAGGAAUAGUGCUGUAGACGGAUUAAGGAAAAGACCCCUCAUUGUGUUCGAUGGGAGCUCAACCAGCACAAGCAUCAAAGUGAAAAAGACAGAGAAUGGAGCGGACGAGCGGCUCAAGCCUCCGGCCCAGACAGGCGCUGCCCGGGAUGCCUUUCGGAAAUUACCAAAUUCCUCUUCAAGGGUCUCACCCCUAGUUUUGUUUUCCGAUUUGCCUAUGAACAAUAAGAUGGAGCAGGAUAAUAAUGACACUAAACAGAACCAUGACUUAACACAUAGGAAAAGUCCUUCGGGUCCUAUGAAGUUACCGCCUCUGUCCCCUGUUGGAACUACUCCUGUGAAAUUAAAGCGGGCUGCUCCUAAGGAAGAGGCAGAGGCCAUGAAUCCCCUGAAGCCUCCAGAAACAAAGAGGAAGAUACAACAUGUUACAUGGCCGUGAAGGGAAGCCUCGGAAAUGUAAAUAGAGCUGCAGCCACAGUUUUCUGACGAGUCCACAGUGUUUACAGAGGUCCUGAUCACUGUGGGAUUUUCUUGAGGUUUAAAAUAGGUUUGGAAAAACAAAAGUCUUCCCUUCCUUUCCCUUCCUUAAAAUGUCUUGAUGUUCAUGUCCCAGUUAGGGAAGAAUUUUUUUAAAUAUAGCUUUGUACACAUCCUUUAUGAAUUGCUUUUCCCAAGCAGAAGCAUAUAGCAGUUCACAGUAUUGUGGUAAAUAAUUGCCACCUGUGUCGUGAAGGGCUCACCGAGAAAAGUGUGUUGGUGGCGUUGCUGAAAAAGCAUCCUGUUCUUGAG
Phodopus roborovskii (desert hamster) is the source of this 1117-nucleotide messenger RNA. It is a transcript of the gene Tslig2, whose product is annotated as chromosome unknown C2orf49 homolog. The record is from RefSeq and is a predicted model, not a curated record. Gene Ontology annotation, cellular component: tRNA-splicing ligase complex. Gene Ontology annotation, biological process: embryonic morphogenesis. Lineage: Eukaryota; Metazoa; Chordata; Mammalia; Rodentia; Cricetidae. The transcript has 4 exons. The coding region runs from base 69 to 767 and encodes 232 amino acids.